Molecule: messenger RNA, 400 nt
Organism: Terrapene triunguis (Three-toed box turtle)
Lineage: Eukaryota; Metazoa; Chordata; Testudines; Emydidae
Product: homeobox protein meis3-B
Exons: 4
Source: RefSeq, a predicted model, not a curated record
GCAUCCCUUGUUCCCCUUGCUGGCCCUGGUCUUUGAGAAGUGUGAGCUGGCGACCUGCUCCCCCAGGGAUACCUCGGGCUCUUACCCCGGUGGGGACGUCUGCUCCUCCGAUUCCUUCAACGAGGACAUAGCCGUCUUCGCCAAACAGAUUAGGACAGAAAAACCUUUAUUUUCUUCCAAUCCUGAGCUGGAUAAUUUGAUGAUUCAGUCCAUCCAGGUGCUGCGAUUCCAUCUCCUGGAAUUAGAAAAGGUACACGACCUGUGCGACAAUUUCUGCCACCGCUACAUCACCUGCCUGAAGGGGAAGAUGCCCAUCGACCUGGUAAUCGACGACCGGGAUGGGGGCUCCAAAUCCGACCUGGAGGACUUCACGGGGUCCUGCGCCAGCCUCUCCGACCAG